ACUAAGAAUAAAUCCAAAGACAUUAGUUUCCUUGCACGAAAUGAGCAGGUUACCUAUCCAGUAACCUUACAUGAAUUAUACAAACAACUUAAGACAUUUUUUUCUUUAAAAGGGAAGCUUCAAGUUCUGGUCUCGGCCAAAAUGAGCGAAACUUCUUCCACUAGUUAUUCCGUGAUUCAUCCAACCUCUUCUGAAGGUCAAGGUCCUUCUCCUCGCCAUUUGAGCGUCAUGCAUCCUGUUGUGGCCAAAAAGAUCAGCUUCUACAAAAGCGGAGACCCGCAAUUCGGUGGGGUCAGGGUGGUGGUCAACCCUCGUUCCUUUAAGACAUUUGAUGCUUUGCUGGAUAACCUGUCAAGGAAGGUGCCCUUACCUUUCGGGGUGAGGAACAUCAGCACCCCUCGGGGAAGGCACAGCAUCACACGCCUGGAGGAGCUGGAGGACGGCGAAUCGUACCUGUGCUCCCACCGGAGGAAGGUGCAGCCGGUGGACCUCGAUAAGGCCCGCCGGCGCCCGCGACCCUGGUACAGCAGCCGGGCCAUCAGCACGCAUGCGCACAGCUCCCCACCCACGGCGCCCGCCGCCGCCGCUCCCGGCAUGCUACGCGCGCCGCGGAGGCUCGUGGUCUUUAAAAAUGGCGACCCGAAGACGAGGCGCACGGUCGUUCUGAACCGAAGGGUUACCCAGAGCUUCCAGGCCUUCCUGCAGCACUUGAUGGAGGUCAUGCGGUUCCCGGUGACCAAGCUGUACGCCACGGACGGAAGGAGGGUUCCCAGUCUCCAGGCUGUGAUCCUGAGCUCUGGAGCUGUGGUGGCAGCAGGAAGGGAGCCGUUUAAACCUGGAAAUUAUGACAUCCAGAAGUAUUUGCUUUCUUCAAGAUUACCAGGGGCCUCUCAUCAUGUGUAUACCAAGGGAACUGCUAGGUCAGAAAGAAGAAAGAUGAGCACACAUGUGCCUUCAAGCCCAAAGUCCCAGAUUUAUUCUGUUUCUUCCAACAAAAUGCAUAGUAGUGAUUGCUACUCAGACCAUUCUUUUGCUUCUGAAAAUUACUUGGCCUUAGAAAAAAAAGAUUCUCAGAAUUUAUUGAUAUAUCCUUCUGAAGAUGAUAUUGAGAAAUCAAUUGUUUUUAAUCAAGAUGGCACCAUGAUAGUUGAGAUGAAAGUUCGAUUUAAGAUAAAAGAGGAGGAAACCAUAAAAUGGACCACUGUCAGUAGAGCUGGUCUUUCUAAUAAUGAUGAAAAGAGUGAAGUAGGCAGUUUUCCAGGAAGAACAGAUGAUUGUUCCUCUGGUUUAAAGAUUGCAGCAUGCUCAUUGUCUGCAGAUGUCUCAUCUCUGAGGAAAGGCCAUGAUCAAGAGGGCAGUUUGGCUGAGGAGAUAAACACUCAAACGACAGCUCUAGAGGCUGAAACUUGCACAUCUGCUAGUUGGGAGAAUGCUGCUAUGGACACAAACACCCUCCAGGAAACUCAGGAUCAAGCGAAGCAUCAUUUUUAUCGGCCACCUACACCUGGGCCAAGGAGGGUGAGACAAAAGAAAUCUGUGAAGGGGCGUGUGACCUUGGUAUCUGAAACUGAAGUUCAAGAGGAAAUGAUUGGACAGUUUUCCUAUAGUGAAGAAAGGGAAGACGGGGAAAACAAAUCUGAGUAUCACAUGUUUACACAUUCCUGCAGUAAAAUGUCAUCAGUAUCUAACAAACCAGUGGUUGUUCAUAUCGAUAACAAUGAGAAGAUAGAGGCAUCUUUAGAAAGGAAAAAGGAAAGCAGACUGCUCAAGUCAGGUGCAGUACAUGCUGAUGUUGUAGAAAUUACAAGUGAAAAGGUGUUAGAGAUGUCUCAUAGUAAUGGCUUGCCACAGGCUGCAUCGGAACAUUCAGUUGUGGAGGAAGGUAUAGUUAAUAGUGUAACAUCAGACAACAAAACUAGUAUCAAAAGCUUAAGACCUUAUGGUAACACCAGUGAUAGAUUCGGUCCUGUUUUAGCAGAUACAACUCAUUCUUUAAGUAAUGACUCUGGAACUGACAUAACUAUUUUUGAGACCCCAGCUUCAGUAGGGUCCUCCACUGUCACCACAAGAAUUGACAGACUAAUUAAUGAAUGUGCUCAGCGUGAUUUAACAAAAUUUCCAGCAAAUGAAAAGCAGAUUUCAUCAUCUGCUGCCAGCAAAAAGAAGAUGAAAUGUCAGCAACAAGUGAUAAACUCCAGGCAUCAGGAUGGGAAGGUUGCAACCAAAGCAAUUCUUAGUAAGAGAAUAAACAAAGGAGGUAGAAUUGCACAGGAAAUCAGAUUAAAGGAUUCACAUGGUUCCCUUAAAAGAGGAAUACUUUGUAAGGAAGAUCUCCAUGCAAGUGAUAUGGUAAUAGAAUCAAAUUAUUCUUGUUCCAAAAGUGAUCUCAGUCCUGUGAAUCCCAAGAAUAUCCACGUACAGAAUCCUACGAAAGUUCAAGGACUUUUAGCCAAAAGAAAAUCCAGACCACUAAAUAAAGUAAGUUUAGGAAGACCUGCAAAAAAUGAAAUUGGUCAAGGAGAUAAAGUAUUUCCCUAUAAUGACUUUAGGUGUUGCAAAAAUAGUUUUGGAGAUCAAAAUUUAUUUCAUGUGUUUAACUUCCUUGAGCAAAACCCCAAUGCUUUUUGUGGACCACAGGCUCAAGCAGAAGUAGCAUCUUGGUAUUUGAGAGGAAGGACAAAGAGAAGUGUAGUUUCAAAAGUUAAUAAUUCACACAUAACUUUGAAAACUCAGAAAAAACAAAAAGGAGAUAAGUUGAAAUUAAGUACUACUAUAAGUAAACAACAUGUUACAACCAGGGCAAAUUCCUUAGCUUCUUUGAAAAAAGCUGUUUCUCCUGAGGAUUUUAGCCAUCAUUCAGUUCAAAAUUAUAUACAGAGAUGGUUGCAGAACAUAAAUCCACAUCCAACCUCGCAACCUAGAAAAUUAGCUCCAGUACGCAAAAAGGAAAGGAGUGUGGUAAGUUGUAACAAUGGUAGUUUUGCAGAAACUGAUUCCCACUCAAGUUCUGGAAAAGGAAAUAAUUCUGUUAGGGAAAGUAAUAAACAUGUAAGUAAAAAUGCUGGUUUGGCAGGAAAUACUCUAGGUAAAAAAAUAGGUAAAUCUUUUGACAAAGAUACCAGUGAAGAACUUACUGAAGAUCUCUGUGACAGCCAGGUUGAAUCUCUGAAUGAUGCUUACUUACUUCCCUUGAAUGAAAAUUGUGCUGUGUCACAGUCAGCUAUUGAUGAUCAUAAUACUAAAAUCCAGGUAUGUGCUAAAAACUUAGGACCAGAGGUAAGCCUUGUUUACCAAGAAAUAAACCUAGCUACAAAAAGACACAGUGUGGAGGCUGCUAUUCAAGUAGAUCUUGUAGAAGACACUUCAAAAGACCUCUUACCAGUCCUGUUGCUUCGCCAACUGCAAGCUUUACUUCCUAGUAUUCCUAAGACUCAGAAUGGAGUUAUUCAAAUGCCAGGUUCACUUACAGAUACUCCCUUUCCUUCCCCAAUAUCUAAGUCAUAUACCAAUGUCCUUCUAGCUUGGCUUCUGGUGCUAACCUUAAAGGGAAGUAUAAAUAGCUUCUGCCAAAGUGAUGCUCACAAGACUACCACCAGAACUUCAGAAAUACUUGCAUUAUUAGAAGUCCUAAAGCAUACUGCCAUCACAGAGGAAGCUGAUGACUUGGAGGCUGCUGUUGCCAGUUUAGUGGAGGCCACCACAAAUCACCUUGGACUUGCUGAGAAAGAACAAGAUACGGUUCCAAUAGGACUUCCUGCAAAUUGUUCCACACCCAACAUUCAGAGAGUUUCUGAGUGCACUGAGAAUGAAAAAACACAGAAACUCUCCUCUAUAGAUGCAGGCUACUCUGCCAGUGAGGACCAUGCCUCUGAAGUCUGUGUUUCAGAGGUGACUUACUCUACAUGUGAGAUGUGCACUGGGAAUAAGUCUUAUCCUCCAAAAGAGGCUUGUAACCUCAGUGACGUUUUUUCACCUAUUGAUGGCCAUACCGUAGAUCAGACCUCCAUGAAUAAGGCUUGUCUCCUAGGAAAGGGCUGUUCACUUACUCAUGCUCUGUCUUCUGAUAAGGCUUGUGCUUAUGGGGAAAACUGUGUUUAUGAAGCAGCUUGCCCAAUUGAUGAGGCCUACAUUCCCCAAAAAGACAACAAUACCAAUGACUUUUUAAAGUCCAAAGAAAACACAUGUACUGAUAAUUUGGAAUUGACUGAAGAAUUAGAAAGAGUCGAUGAAGUUCAGAAAGACCUAACUAUUUUGGCAGACCCUGGGUGUAAACAUGGCUUUAAUACAUUGGUGUCACACCAAAAUAUCAGCAAAUUAAGCCACUGUGGCUUUCCCCUAAAUGAAACCGAACCAGAAUUUGAUGAGGAACAUAGCUCUCUGGCUGAAUUUAAAAAUUAUUCAUUGAAGAAAUUUCAGGGUCGAAAUGCAUAUGCGUCCUCCGAUAAGGAAGACUCAAAGACGUCUGAAGAACCAGGCUCAAUAACCAAUAGCUUGACAUCCAGUGAAAGAAGCAUUUCAGAAUUGGAAUCUUUUGAAGAAUUAGAAAACCCAGACGCUGAUAUCUUUAACACAAAGAUACAUGCAGAAGAACAGGCCACUGAAGAGUUGAUCCAAAAAGAAUUCGAGGCUAGUAAAAAUUUGGAAUUGGUGGAAGUCUCUAGCAGGAACAUUACAGGAGAAGAAAAAAGAAGUGGUGUGAUUGGUGAGACAGUCAGUAGGAGGCUGGAAACACCACCAUCUUUAGUUUUUUGCUAUGAUUCUAAGCAAAAUAGUGAAAAGGAACUCAGUGAAGGAGAAACGAAAAUGAGAGUAAAAAUGAUGGUGAGAAGCAUGGAAAUUGGAAGUUAUUCAGAGUCCUCUCUUGAUUUUAAAAAUUGCUUCACAAGACCAGUGACUUCUGAUUGGUCAGACUUUAGACAGGACAGUGAGAAUGAACAGCCAUCCAGCCAUGGCCCCAAUGGCAGUUGUGAGGAGAUUGCCCAAGAGAAAGAAUACAAUAAAGGGUUUGUUAAAAGAACAAUUGAAAAACUUUAUGCUAAAGGGGAGAUUAUUAAACCAUCUUUUUUUCCUGGGUCUACACACAGAUCUCAGGUUUGUCCUUAUAAUUCUAUGGAAUUUCAGUGUUCUAGGAAAGUAGGUCUUUAUGAUUCUGAAGGUCAGUCAUUUGGCUCUUCUCAACAGGUAUCUAGCAUUUCAUCUGUGUUGCAGAAAUUUCCAGAAGAAGGCCAACAUAAAUGUGACUUUAAUGGUGUGAGGGCCAAUUAUCAUGGGGGAGACAUUGUAGGACGUGGUACAACACAAAAUGAUCAUCACAGACUUGUCAGAGAUCUGGAGGAAGCAGUACUGAUUGAUAAAGGCAAGUGGCUUCUGAAAGAAAAUCAUUUGUUGAGAGUAUCAUCUCCUGAAAAUUCUGGCUUAUGUGGCAAUGCAGACACCACAUCAGUGGAUACUCUACUUAAUAACAGCACUGAUGUACCAUAUUCACAUUUUGGAAGUUUGGCCCCAGGACCAAACAUGGCUGAGCUAUCCUCUUCAGAAUUGGAGGAACUGACUCAGCCCCUUGAACUGAAAUGCAGUUAUUUCAACAUGCCUCAUUGUAGUGACUCUGAGCCUUUUUGUGAGGAUUUGCUAGAUGUUCAAAAUAGAACUUGUGCCAAGGAGAGAAUGCCCAAUGAUCAUGCAGAGGAGAAAGCUAGUCAUAAGUCAGAAAGAGUAUGUACAUCAGUCACUCAGGUCUUCACGUCAGCUGGUAGCAAAGUCCAUCCUGUCUCUGAUGAUACUAUUAAAAACCAACCGUUGCCUGGUAAUAAUGUAAUUCAUGGUGCACUUCAGGAAGGGGACUCUCUGGAUAAACUCUAUGCUCUUUGUGGUCAGCAUUGCCCAAUACUAACUGUUACCAUACAACCUAUAAAUGAAGAAGACCGAGGAUUUGCAUAUUGCAAAGAUUCUGAUAUUGAAAAUUUCCUGGGUCUCCAUUUGUGGAUGAAAAUGUACCCAUAUUUGCUACAGUCGAACAAAACCGUGUUUAGAGAUAAGAACGAUAAAGCAAGUGGUAGAAAAGCAUUUAUUGAUAAUGCCAUUGAUGAUACCUUUAAUCGGUUUUAUUUUAAUAAUACAUUUGACUUGAUGGAUAAAAGGAAAUUAAGAAAAUUAAAAAGAAUUAGCUCCUUGGACUUAGAGGAAGAAAAUAAUUUAAAGAAAUUUCAGUUAUAUUUAAAGAAAACGUUUUGUGUGAACCUCUUGCACCCAUCAUUGUUGGUUGUAGAUAUUGUGAAUUCAAAUACACAGGACCCCAGCAGUCAGACGAAUGAAAUCUUUCAAGUAGUUGAUGAGAAUAACAACUUAUUACAUAACAGAUUCCAGAACUCAAGAACAAAUCUCAACCAAGUAGUAAGAGAAAAUAUCAACUAUCAUUUCUUUGAAAUGCGUGGUCAAGCCUGCCUAUUUUACAAAGUUGAGACACCUUUAAGUAUUAGCAACAGAAAUAUAUUAGAAAUAUUUUACGUAUUUGAGGAUGAAGAUCUUUUCAUUUGGGAGGAGGAAAACCAAUUUGACUGAUCUUGAAAGCACUGAUGAACAAGAAGAUUUAUAAUUUUAAUAUCAGCGCCGCCUUUUUAAAUCAGUGCAUUUCCCCCCUCAUAAUAUGAUGAAACACAAGGGAUGGAUAUAGACUAGAUAACCUCUAAAAAUUUCCCACUUUAAAAUGAGCUUACUCUAGAAAGCUUGCACUUGGAUAAUCUUGUUUGACUUUAAGUAUUCCACUGUUCUUUAUUUUUCCAAAAAUAACAGACUCAGUUUUUAUUGUUAUUUUUGAAUUUUCUGUGUGUCUUUUCCCUGAGUGUACAUAAUUUCCUAUAACUGUGGGUUUUCUUCUAGGACAUCACAAAUGUCCUAAGGACAGGAAUUAUAUCUUUUUUCUCUGUUUAUAUUGUCUGUUUUUUUUGUAAAAUGUAUAUUGGUGAAUAAAAUAUAUUGGUGAAUAAAUGGAAUAGACUUAGCCUCAAAUGUACUUCCUUUAUUAAUUUUAACUACUGAUUUAAUAAAGGUAUGAUUGUAAGGUUUAUACAA
Molecule: messenger RNA, 7068 nt
Organism: Leopardus geoffroyi (Geoffroy's cat)
Lineage: Eukaryota; Metazoa; Chordata; Mammalia; Carnivora; Felidae
Gene: RP1
Product: RP1 axonemal microtubule associated
Exons: 4
Coding region: 142-6558 (2138 amino acids)
Biological process (GO): intracellular signal transduction; retina development in camera-type eye; axoneme assembly
Cellular component (GO): axoneme
Molecular function (GO): protein binding
Source: RefSeq, a predicted model, not a curated record